UUUGGUCGGAGAUGGCCUCAGUUCACUUGUUCUAACAGGAUAACAAACUAAGCCCAAGUCUUAAAGAAAUCAAAAGAUCUUAAAUUUUCAGAACACAAGCUCGAAAUCGUAGACCAAAUUUUCAGAAAUUGAUAAAGAUUAAAGACCUGAAUUUUCUAUUCUUGCCGCGCAAUUGGGGUAAUUUUCAGCAUCAAACCCAUUUGGUUUUACUAAUCAACGAUUACAAAACAAGGGAUUUGAAGGAGAAGCGGGUUGUUGCGAUCAUGAUUGGAGGUGCUCGUGUGAGGCUGAACAGGUGGCAGCAGGCGGCGGUGGCGGUUGGGUCGGCGGUGGGGGCAUUGCUGGACCCAAGAAGAGCAGACCUGAUAGCAGCUCUGGGGGAGACAACUGGGAAGCCGGCAUUCGAAAGAGUUCUUCAGAGGAUGAAGACUAACCCUGAAGGCAGAGCCAUUCUGUUGGAGCGACCUCGGGUAAUAUCUGCAAAUGUGGGUCAUGCAUGGGAUCUUCCAGCGGGCACGUUUUGUGCUGCGUAUGCAAAGUUCAUGGGAUCUAGGAACUUCUCCCCUGAUGACCGACCACCAGUGCGUUUCAUGGAAACAGAUGAACUUGCGUAUGUAGCCAUGAGGGCUCGUGAGGUACACGACUUCUGGCACACCCUUUUUGACCUUCCGACAAACUUGAUGGGUGAAUCAGCACUCAAAGUAAUAGAGUUUCAGCAAAUGUACCUUCCCAUGUGCUUGAUGUCCGUUGUAGGAGGCUCUGUGAGAUUCAAUGAGAAGCAAAGAAAAUUGUUUUUCCAGCACUACUUUCCCUGGGCUGUUCGAGCUGGUAUGCAGUCAACAGAUCUUAUGUGUAUUUACUAUGAGAAACACUUUCAUGAGGAUUUGGAAGAUGUUCAGAGAAAGUGGGGUAUAACUCCUGCUCCUGCUGUGUUUAAACAAACCCAAGCAUCAGCAGCUUCAGCUGGUGUAGCGAAGAAACCAGAGAUUUAUUGAGCACAUGUACCACAAGAUUUGCUUGAAUAUUGUGUUACUUAAACAAUUUUAUGUGUACUAGUCAUAUGAAUUAAGCAAGCAUCCUUGCUAGUAACUUCAAAGUUUCUAGAGGAAAGAUUACUCAAUGGAGGAACCAGUUUGUUGUAUAGUUUCGAACCUUCAUCACAUCAAAAGCAUAUUUCCUCAAUAACAUGAAAUCUGGUUUU
Molecule: messenger RNA, 1201 nt
Organism: Argentina anserina (silverweed cinquefoil)
Lineage: Eukaryota; Viridiplantae; Streptophyta; Magnoliopsida; Rosales; Rosaceae
Product: ubiquinone biosynthesis protein COQ4 homolog, mitochondrial
Exons: 3
Coding region: 264-995 (243 amino acids)
Biological process (GO): ubiquinone biosynthetic process
Cellular component (GO): mitochondrial inner membrane
Source: RefSeq, a predicted model, not a curated record